UGGUGUCGUGGUAUCUUGUCUGGUGUCGUCUAUUAUUUUGGUAGCUCAUGGGUUGCGGUCGCUCAACGCGUGGUCUAUGGUGUGAUCUGGUGUCGUGGUAUCUCGGUCGUCUGGUGUCGUGGUAUCUCGGUCGUCUGGUGUCGUGGUUUCUAGAUUGUUUGAUGUCGUGGUUCGUGGUAUCUCGGUCGUCUGAUGCCGUGGUAUUUCGGCCGUCUGGUGUCGUGGUGUCUCGGUCGUCUGGUGUUGCGGUGUCUCCGUCGUUGAGUGCCGUUGUCUGUGGUAUCGUUUUAGUGUGUCAAAUCUCGGUUGUUUAUGGGUAGCAGUAGUUCGAAGCGUGGUCGAUGGCGUCGCGGUGUUUUGGUCGCUGGUUGCCGGUGGGGUCGUCUGGUGUCGUGGCAGGGUGGUCGUGGUAACUCGGUCGAAUUGUGGCGUCGCUGUGGUGUCGGUCGUUGCCGUGGUUUGGGCGGUCGGUCGAGAUCAAGGUCUUGCCCAUUAACGCAAUGUGUCUAUAAUCGAGCGUUUGUUGUGUCGUGAACAUUGAAAUUGCGAUCAUUUACUAAGUAGACACAUUGGUCGGUCUUUGCUAGCUACGUACGCGGGAGAAACAACUUGAAUGGGGAUUCGUUGUCUGUCCAGCGCACCGAAACAUUGUACCGCGUCACGAUUACCAGGCGACGUCGCACGUCAAUCGCGUCGGCGCUGCGUUGCCGAAAGACGAUGCCAG
Molecule: messenger RNA, 724 nt
Organism: Saprolegnia parasitica CBS 223.65
Lineage: Eukaryota; Oomycota; Saprolegniomycetes; Saprolegniales; Saprolegniaceae
Exons: 2
Coding region: 48-320 (90 amino acids)
Source: RefSeq, a predicted model, not a curated record